CGGCGACAAACGAAACCGAAACGAACGCUGGUCCGAAGUUAGUAAAGCGCAGAAAUGUUAGGCGUUCCUCGCCUUCCAGCACCGAGCCCCGCGUCCCCGGGAAACAACAGGGCGCUGGGUGAGUGUAUGUUCUGCCACGACCGGGAGCAGAACGCAGACACCGGGCAGCUGCUGAAGAUACCGGAUGAUUCCGUUAUUGCCCAUUACUACUGCAUGUUGUAUGCCCCUCUGGUUGUUACCAAAAACCCACCUGACCCCAGUGUCUUGUCUGGAUUUGAUGUGGAAUCAGUGAAAAAAGAAAUAAGUCGUGGAGAAAUCACGAGAUGUUGCGUUUGUAAAAAAAAAGGGGGAAUUGUUGGCUGCGAUGUACAAACUUGUAAAAGAACAUAUCACUAUUUAUGUGUAAAGAGAGCAAACGGCCAUUACGUUUUAGACGAAGAAAACGAGAUAUACAAAGUGUUUUGUUCAGAGCACGGAAAGAAAAAGAGUUCUAAAAGCAAAGUGCAAGUGGAAAGAGACAAAGAUUCCGAUGAUCCAGAAAGUAGUGAGGAAAGUGUGAAGACACCUGACCGGCCGUUCACUAAAAGGAAAAAGAGAGAUGGACAGACAAAUUCCGCAAGAAAGAAAAAAAAGAAAAGGGACAAAUAUAGAGAUGAAUUCGAUGAAUAUAGUGAUUCUGGAGACCUAACAGAACCAAUCCACACUCCUACGUUUUCAAUAGAAGCCCAAGAUUUUAGUGGGUGGAACUCAGAAACAGAUGAUGAACUAGUACCUUUUGAUGGAUCCAACAUAACCCCAAAACAAAAAGAAAGUAAAAUCAUUGCUUCUCUUUCAUCAGUUCAUUUACUUGAGGAAAUUGCAAGAUCACCAAAUGCGUGUGAAUCUAACAGUAGUUCCGAACAGGGCGAUUCUUUUUUUAACCCUCUUCCUAAAGUACUCCACUCCACUUCACUGAGUAGGACCUGGGCCAAGGAAAGUGCCAAGGAAACAGAGUCUGUACAAUGCAUCACCUCAGAAGAAGAGAACGUGCACAUAGAGAUGUACAAUGAGUUUGGAGGGUCAUUAAAAUUUCAAGAUACCUCUUUCGAGGACGAAAACAAGAGCAUGGAAGACACAGAUAUUGGAGAUAACUAUUCAUCUAGUAAGGAAGAUUCAUUUAGUAAGGAGGACACAUCUGUGAAGCAGCCUGCAACCAGUGUUUCAGCGUCGAUGUCUCCUGGGGUGCCACAGAACCCAAUUUCAGAGCUUCCGAGUUCCCCCGACACUCUAAAUGUUGUUCUACCAGAAUCCACAAAGUCUCCUGUUUUGCAACACACACCAAUUCUGAAGCCUACGGACACUUGUGAGAUAAAGAAGGCUUCAGACGCACAACCAAAGGGCUAUCGUAAUGUAAGAGUUAAUUUAAGUACCAAAUUCACCAGCUUUACUCAACAGCCUGCAAGUUCUCUUGGUGGAAACCGGGCAUUAGAUCUACGCUCUGCUUUGCCACCUGAAGUCAAGUCUUCAUCCGGGACACAAUACACAAACCCAUCUGCUGGCAUACCAGUGGCAAAGCCCACCAAGUCAGAUCAUUUGGAUUCCAAACGAUCGCCUUGA
Spea bombifrons (plains spadefoot toad) is the source of this 1596-nucleotide messenger RNA. It is a transcript of the gene PHF11, whose product is annotated as PHD finger protein 11. NCBI's taxonomy places the organism in Eukaryota, Metazoa, Chordata, Amphibia, Anura, Pelobatidae. The transcript has 17 exons. The record is from RefSeq and is a predicted model, not a curated record. The coding region runs from base 55 to 1596 and encodes 513 amino acids. Gene Ontology annotation, cellular component: nucleus.